AUGUCGUCCAAGUACGCUUUUACCAAGGGUCUGAAGGAGCUGCGCUUCCUUUUCUGCCAGAGCUCCCAGGACAGCGCUGCUACUCGCUCGUUCUUGCAGCGCGCAUACCCGACCAUGAAGAAGCACAACCCUUACACUCCCAUCUUGAUUCGCGAGGCAGCUGGUACUGUGCCUAGAGUCUACGCCAGAUACGGUCUCGGCCAAGAGAAGCAGGCGGCUCUGUCCGGCCUGACGGACCAGCAGAUCGAGGAGAAGAUCACUCAAUUGGUGAAGGAGUCGUCAUAG
This is a messenger RNA of Aspergillus sclerotioniger CBS 115572, 285 nucleotides long. Its product is annotated as L51/S25/CI-B8 domain-containing protein. The transcript has 4 exons. The record is from RefSeq and is a predicted model, not a curated record. NCBI's taxonomy places the organism in Eukaryota, Fungi, Ascomycota, Eurotiomycetes, Eurotiales, Aspergillaceae. The coding region runs from base 1 to 285 and encodes 94 amino acids.